This is a messenger RNA of Sparassis crispa, 219 nucleotides long. RefSeq lists its product as hypothetical. The transcript has a single exon. The coding region runs from base 1 to 219 and encodes 72 amino acids. Lineage: Eukaryota; Fungi; Basidiomycota; Agaricomycetes; Polyporales; Sparassidaceae. The record is from RefSeq and is a predicted model, not a curated record.
AUGGGCGAUGACGACGACAAAGGAAUACCAGUCUUCACGACAGAGUUUGCCUAUACUCAGCUGCGGGUCGACAGGAGCCGCACGACGAUCAGUUCGCGCAUGCGGAACUCGGCAGACGGGCAAUGUCCUGUAGGCAAAGUAGAUGUGAAGAAGCGGGCCGGCGCGGUCUGGUCUUUCGCGCAUGAAGUGCGCGGGACCAAUAUACAAGAGGAGGCAUGA